CAGGAGGAGGAGGCAGACUCUAAAGCCCAGCCUGCCUUUCACUUUCCGAGGACGUCGAGCUGCUCUGAGUGUGUGGAGCUUUUUACUGCAGCCCGGGAACCUCCAUUUAUCUCCUUCAGAACUUCAGUAAAGAGCGGAACUAUGGCCCAGUUUAACAAGGGUCCGGCGUACGGCCUGUCUGCGGAAGUUAGAAGCAAGAUUGCUCAGAAGUAUGACACUCAGAAGGAGGAGGAGCUACGCUACUGGAUCGAGGAGGUGACCGGCAUGCCGAUCGGAGAGAACUUCCAGAUGGGGCUGAAGGACGGAGUCAUCCUCUGCGAGCUCAUCAAUAAACUACAGCCCGGCUCUAUAAAGAAAAUCAACCAUUCCAAACUCAACUGGCACAAGCUCGAGAACCUGGGCAACUUCAUCAAAGCCAUUCUUGCAUAUGGCCUGAAGCCUAAUGACAUAUUUGAAGCCAAUGACCUGUUUGAGAGUGGAAACCUGACUCAGGUCCAGACGACUCUGCUCGCUCUGGCCAGCAUGGCAAAAACCAAAGGUAUGGACACCAAGAUAGAUAUUGGUGUGAAAUAUGCAGAUAAGCAAGAGCGCAGCUUCAACGAUGAGAAGAUGAAGGCCGGCCACUGUGUUAUCGGAUUACAGAUGGGUACGAAUAAAUGUGCUAGUCAGGCUGGAAUGACGGCCUACGGCACCCGAAGACACCUAUAUGACCCAAAGACCCAAACAGACAAACCCUACGACCAGACCACCAUUAGUCUCCAAAUGGGUACAAACAAGGGAGCGAGUCAGGCUGGUAUGUCUGCCCCCGGCACCAGGAGGGACAUCUUCGACCAGAAAGUGGCUCAGCAGCCGAUGGACAACUCCACCAUCUCCCUGCAGAUGGGCACCAACAAGACGGCGUCUCAGAAGGGCAUGAGCGUGUACGGCCUGGGCAGACAGAUCUACGACCCCAAAUACUGCUCCUCCCCCACCGAGCCCGCCCCCCACUCCAACGGCAGCCAGGGCACCCGCACCAACUCCGAGAUCAGCGACGCCGACUACCAGGCCGACUACCAGGGGGAGUACCACCACGAGUACCAGCCGCAGUACCAGGAGGAGUACCGGGGCCACUAUGACCAGGGCAUCGAUUAUUAGUUAGACCUCUGGAGCUCAGUGUUAAAGGAACAGCUCUGAGAGUCUGGGAGAGGCGAGAGCUCAUGUUGCCAACAGUGAUCGAGUUGAAUGAUCAGCCAAUGAUCAGCUAACAACAGAAAGAUCAGUCCAGCAGCUGCUUCUGUUCACUGUGUAUUAUUAGCCUUUUGUAGCCAAGCUGUUCCUUUAAGAGAUGAAUGUCCUUAUUUUUAUUAUUAUUUUUAUUUUUUUUGUCCUUUUUUUAUUUCAACAGGGCAAGAUUACUUUCCUUGCUGGCCUUCAUGUGUUUUUUUUUUCUUCUUUAUAUCGAGGGAGCUUAAUUUUUUUUUUUUUAAUAAUAAUAAUCAUUCCUUUUUAGACUAUCAGUAUUUUUUUUUUGUUUUUGUUUUUUUUUUUAUUUAGGAUUUUUUUUUUUCUCAUUAUUAUUUCAAAGCUUUAGAAUAUUUUUUUAGGUAUGAUACAAUACAAUGAUACAGAUAUGCAACCACCCGGAUCAAAAUUAAAGCCCUAGCAACCAAAAGGAAUACCAUAGCAACACCCUAGCAACAUCAUACAACAUAAUACACACUUGAAACUAUUAAUGAUACAGUUACAGUAUAACAUCUGCACCGACCUGUGAUUGGUCAUUUUGGAACGACCACCAGAGUCACCAAAUCAUGUUUCCACAUUAUUCCAGAUGGUUGCAAUAAAAAUGGUUGGUUAUAAUCAUUCCUUAUUAAAUUAUGUUUUUAUUUUAUUAUUAUUUUUUAGGAUUUUGUUUUAUUUUUAGUUACACAGAAAUCUGUCUUAUUAUUAUCUCAAAGCUUUAGAACCUUUUUUAGGUAUGAUACAAUACAAUGAUGCAGAUAUGCAACCACCCGGAUCAAAAUUAAAGCCCUAGCAACCAAAAGGAAUACCAUAGCAACACCCUAGCAACAUCAUACAACAUAAUACACACUUGAAACUAUUAAUGAUACAGUUACAGUAUAACAUCUGCACCGAUCUGUGAUUGGUCAUUUUGGAACUUCCAAAGUUUCCACAUUAUUCCAGAUGGUUGAAAAUAAAAUUGGUUGGUAAAAUGUCGUUUUUAAUCAGCAUUCCUUUUAGAUUAUCAGUAUUUUCUCUUUUUUAUUUAGGAUUUUUUAGGUACACAGAGAACUGUCUUAUUGUUGUUAUUUUAAGGCUUUAGAAUCUUUUUUGGUACUUUUUAAAUGACCAUUUUUAAAGACGUGUGUGUUUUUUUAAGGCUGAGCAUAAUGACCGAUAGCCAUAGCACUAUCUAUUGAGCCUUUAUCUAGACUCUCUCUCCUUUUUUUCUCUCUCUCUCUUUCUCUCUCUCUCUCUCUCUGUCUCUCUCUCUGUUUGUUGUGCUGAAAUCCUUGAACUUGACCACAGCGGUGGGAGGGGUGAGAGCAGCUAUUCCCAAAAGGUUGUGUAGUUCCCAGGCUAGGCCAAGGACCAGACUGUUGCUGUUUUAGAGUAGUUUUAAAGUACAAACCCUGUUUUUAACCCUGUAAAUUCUACACUUUUAAAGGAGAACCCUGGUCUGAAAUUGACCUGAGGUGUAGUGAACCAUGGUGACUAGUAGGAACUUUUGUUGAAUAGCUCACCUCUGUUUUUCUUUAGCAUGCUGAAAUACAGCACUUUUAGCUGAUGCUCCCAACAGGCUUACAAUUCAAGCAAUAGGGGCAUAAAGUUAUUUAUGCAAAGAAAUUGCUAUUUUUACACAGUUAGCAUCAAGCUAACUAGGCACUGAAAGCUUUGAAAGAGCACAGAUGAUUAUAGUUUGGUUCAAAAGUGCCUAAUAAUAAUUUUCAGCAUGGGCAACUCUAUGCCCCUAUCACUUGCAUUGUAAGCCUGUUGGGAGCCUCAGUUAAAAGCGAUGUAUUUCAGAAUGCUGAGGAAAAAUGGAGGUGAGCUAUUUUACGUACGUUUGUACUCUUUUUCAUGUUUCACUACAACCCAAGUCCAUUUCACACCAGACUUCUCCUUUAAAAGAAGAGAUUAAGCCAGGUUUCGGACUACACAGCUUAAUCAGUGGAAAUUCAGUACUUUUAUAGCAACACACAAAUUACUUCAGUACUCCAGAGUAUCACAAUACCCAAAUUCAGUACUCAAGUAGUUAAAUCUACGCAUGCUUGUACACUCCUUCUUGCACUUCUUGCUACUCCCAUUUCUGGUUAAGCCACACCCACUGUAAUAUUUAAUAAGAAUUCAUACUGAAGUCAAGAUAUGUUUGUAGCUAUGAGAGAGUAUGGAAAGAGGAAAUUUUGAAACAAAGCUCAGCCCUGCAGAUGACUCCUUAAAUAAAAAUAAAAAAGGCUUAAAUUUGUUAACCUUUUAUAAACAAACAAAAAAAUAAAAUCUGUGCAGAUUUAAUGUGCAUUUAUUGCUUGUGCCAUAUUACCACUGUUUUAGAAACCCUGCCCAUUGCUUUGUCCUCAUGUAUUUAUUGCCGUUGUCUGUCAAUAGAGACCUGCAGUCCUGUUGAGUAAUUUUUUAUGAAUAAAUUUUUACAUUUCAAA
Astyanax mexicanus (Mexican tetra) is the source of this 3635-nucleotide messenger RNA. RefSeq names its product calponin-3. The coding region runs from base 142 to 1134 and encodes 330 amino acids. Gene Ontology annotation, molecular function: actin binding. The record is from RefSeq and is a predicted model, not a curated record. Gene Ontology annotation, biological process: actomyosin structure organization. The transcript has 7 exons. NCBI's taxonomy places the organism in Eukaryota, Metazoa, Chordata, Actinopteri, Characiformes, Acestrorhamphidae.